Rosa chinensis is the source of this 2438-nucleotide messenger RNA. Its product is annotated as putative receptor-like protein kinase At4g00960. Lineage: Eukaryota; Viridiplantae; Streptophyta; Magnoliopsida; Rosales; Rosaceae. The record is from RefSeq and is a predicted model, not a curated record. The coding region runs from base 250 to 2253 and encodes 667 amino acids. Gene Ontology annotation, biological process: protein phosphorylation. Gene Ontology annotation, molecular function: protein kinase activity; ATP binding. The transcript is spliced from 15 exons.
CGUUAGAAAACAGCAGAGUAUGGAGAAGCUGCAAUGUAAUUUCCACGUUCAUUGAUUGCAUUUUCUUCUAGAGUCUAGACCAAGUCAAAGUGAAAGCAAGUAUAAAAAUCCUCGGAUGGCGCUUCUGGUUUACUGGACCCCAGUCGAACAUGGGAUGGUUCAAGUUUUCAUCAGUAAAAGAAUAAAUCUUCAAGAUGAAAUGAAUCAUUGCAUUUGAAAAAUCCAGUCUGGCUAAAACCUUGACUACCAAUGUCUUCAAUCCCCAGAGACGAAGCAGCCUCGAUUCAAUGGCAGAAGGGCGAUUUGAUCGGUUCCGGGGCCUUUGGCCGUGUUUACAUGGGCAUGAAUACCGAAUCCGGAGAGCUUAUUGCUGCAAAAGAGGCUCAUACCAAGGUGCUUCAAGCUUUAGAAAACCUGUCGCAUCCGAAAAUUAUUAGAUGUUUAGGAACCGAGAGGGAGGAUGAAACCUUAACUAUGCUGUUGGAAUAUGUACCUGGAGGAUCCAUACAAGCACUAUUGGAGAAAUUUGGAUCUUUCUCUGUUCCUGUGAUAAAAAGAUUCACCAAGCAGUUGUUGCUGGCACUAGAAUAUUUACACAAAAAAGGAAUCAUACAUGGGGACAUUAAGGCAGCAAAUAUCCUUGUUGAUAAUAAAGGGCGCAUUAAACUAGCAGAUUUUGGUGCAUCCAAACAGGCAGCCGUUUCAGGUGCAAAGCCUACAAGGGGUACACCAUACUGGAUGGCUCCUGAAGUCAUUUGUGGGACUGGUCAUGACUUCUCUGCAGAUAUAUGGAGCGUUGGAUGCACUGUGAUUGAGAUGGCCACUGGAAUUCCUCCUUGGAACCAACAGUUUGAAACGGUUGCUACUUUCUUUUAUUGUGUAGGGACAAGCAAGUCUCAUCCACCAAUCCCUGAUCAUCUUUCUCCUGCAGCAAAAGAUUUUCUGCACGAAUGUCUGCAAAAGGAACCAACUGUAAGGCCAUCCGCAUCUGAGUUGCUUAAGCAUCCUUUUUUAACUGGGAAAGAUGUGGAAUCUCAGAAUUCUGCAGUCAUGGAAGUAGAAGUAGCAUCCUCAUUUUGCCAAACAAAUUCUGACGAAAUUGAUAGCAUGUGGGAUGAUGAUGCAAACUCCAAUUUUGUAUCCAAUCCAGCAAGUUGCGGAACUAGAAAAUUGAUUGUGCAGGGAGCCAUUAAACAAGUGUUUUCAAAAAAAUUUAAAUUCUUUAAGAGGUCGAGAAGAACUACCAGGAAUGGACCAGCGAAGGGUGAGUUCAGCUUUGCAUCUAUCAAGGUUGCCACACACAACUUUUCUGAGGAAAAUUUGAUUGGACAAGGGGGAUUUGGACCUGUUUAUAAGGGAAAAUUGGUGACCGGACAAGAAGUAGCUGUGAAAAGCCUUUCAUCAUCUUCACAUCAAGGAGAUAAGGAGUUUAAGAAUGAACUGAGACUCAUGCAGAAACUCCAACAUAUAAACAUUAUUCAGAUAUUAGGAUUUUGCAUUCAUGGUGGCGGAAGAUUUAUAAUAUACGAGUACAUGGCAAACUCAAGUUUAAACAACCAUUUAUUUGGUUCAUCCAGUGACUUGCUACUAGAUUGGAAUAAGCGUUUCAACAUAAUUGAAGGAAUUUCUCAAGGAUUGGUUUACUCGCACAAAUACUCCAGAUUGAGAGUAAUUCAUAGAGAUAUAAAAGCCAGUAAUGUUCUGCUGGAUGCACAAAUGAAUCCCAAAAUUGCUGAUUUUGGUUUAGCAAAAAUUUUUGCACAUGAUGAAGAGACAGUAAAAAUUACGGGAAUUUGUGGGACAAUCGGUUACAUGCCUCCCGAGUACCUCAUGGCAGGCAUCCUUUCCAUGAAAACCAAUGUCUACAGUUAUGGAGUGUUAAUGCUUGAAAUCAUAAGUGGUAACAAAAAUUUCAAUGCUGACGGCGAUUAUUUGGUAAAAGAUGCACGGCAGUUAUGGCAAAAAGGUGCAGGGCUACAACUAGUGGAUCCAAAACUGGAAGUUUCUCGUAUUGACAAACAUCAACUGUUAAGAUGCAUCCAUGUUGGUCUGCUGUGCGCGGAAGAAAAUGAAGAUGACCGGCCCACCAUGUCAGAUGCGAUAUCUAUGUUGAAAAAUGAAGUGCCUUUGCCUGAACCAACAAUGCCAGCAUUUUCUAGAUACAAUAAUUGGACAACUGCUAGUAUGGAAACUAUGUGCAUAUAUGGUUUAUCAAUAAACAGUAUGACGAUUUCCGACUUUGGUGGACGUUAAGACUGCAUACGUAUAUGGGAUCCUGGUUUUGUCAAGAAUCCAAGAUAACCAAGGAGAUCAAUUUGCUCUUGUAUUAAAAGUUAUGAAAUUAUGGUUGUAAUGUCCAAAGUAUGUGAUUCUUCAUCUAAAUUCCUUAAUGUAGGAGAUCGACCUUGCUACGUCUAUUGUUAUAUAUGUGCACUGCU